Messenger RNA from Galendromus occidentalis (western predatory mite), 1017 nucleotides. RefSeq names its product probable serine/threonine-protein kinase roco5. The coding region runs from base 1 to 1017 and encodes 338 amino acids. NCBI's taxonomy places the organism in Eukaryota, Metazoa, Arthropoda, Arachnida, Mesostigmata, Phytoseiidae. The transcript is spliced from 4 exons. The record is from RefSeq and is a predicted model, not a curated record.
AUGUUUCCCAAGAUAAGAGGAUCCAAUGUCUGUUGUGCGGUGAUCGCAGUGUUCUUCAUCAUCUCGGUCGGAUUGAGUGAUUCGGUCAGUGCGAAAUCUGUAAGAAAACGCGUUGGGGAUCGCUUCAAAGACUGGAAAGAUGAGGACGAGUACGUUGAUCACGAUUACUACAAACGUAAAAGAGAUCGAGAAGAAAGGCUCAGGGAGAGAGAGCAGCUAGACCGAGAGAGGGAACGCUUGCGCGAAAAAGAGCGUGAGCUCCAGCGGGAGAAAGAUCACAAAGAGCUGCUAGAGAAACUUUUGAAGAAUACCAACGGGAACGGCAACAAUAAUCAGCCGGUCGCGUCGAUAUCGGCUGUGACGAUGCCCCCUCCGGUCGCUCCGUCCACUUCUGCAGCGCCGAUUCAGUCUCAGAUCCAACCUCCUCCCGUCCAGCAGCUACCCGAGAUGCCAUCUCAAUCACUGCAGCACUACGGAACGGAUACCUCUUCUCUUGGUGGAAGCAACUGGUUUUCGGAAACCGAUGGAGUCCACAAUGAAAUCUAUGCGAGUACUAACCUCGGUGGAGGUAUUUACGACUCAAAUGACUUUUCGUCGCAUUUCGGGUCGUCUUCCAUGAUCGGAGGGAAUGAGGAUUGGAAAGAUCUGGCCCAUUGGUACCGGGAACAGAAUUGGAAUCUCGACAAUAAUUUCAAUGAGUGGUCGCCUCAAGGCGGCAGACCUCGCCACAAACAUCGCCGUAAGCAUAACAAAGGACAGAAGAUAUCAGGAGUGAAGAACGGCAUAAUCAAGGCGAAAAUAACCGCUCUCUACGUCAAGAAAAUUGGCAUCGCGUUCCUCAUCGCCAUGCUGGCUCCCUUGGUCGUCAUCACUGUGUUCGGUCCGUUCCUCACGGCUCUCAGCCUGGUCCCUCUGAACUUCCAGACCUGGGGACAGCCGAUACCUCGACCCCAAUUGUUACAGCCCGGACAAGGUCAUCUGUUCUCGUCCCUUCAACGCCUGAAGAACCCGGGUUAG